AUGGACACGAAAUUUCCAAAGCGUUAUGUGAUCGUGCUUCUGACAUUCAUUAGCACUUUCAUUUGCUACAUAGAACGUGUUGGAUUCUCAAUUGCAUAUACAGUAGCAGCAGAUUCAGCAGGCUUGAUAAACCAAUCAAGCAAAGGAACUGUUCUAUCUUCAUUCUACUACGGCUACGCCUGUUCUCAGAUUCCGGGAGGUUGGGCUGCUCAAAGAGUAGGAGGAAGGUGUGUACUCCUCCUCUCCUUUGUGUUAUGGUCCUUAACUUGUGCUUUUCUACCACUUGAUCCUAACCGUCUGAUCAUCUUGGUUAUAGGGCGUUUGCUUGUUGGCAUGGCACAGGGGUUCAUCUUCCCAGCUAUCCACACCGUUUUGGCCCAAUGGGUCUCACCAAAUGAGAGAUCUAGGUCUGUUUCUCUAACAACUUCUGGUAUGUAUCUUGGUGCUGCUGCUGGAAUGCUUGCCCUUCCUGGGCUUGUUAGGUUUAGAGGCCCACAAUCUGUUUUCAUGGCUGAAGCUGUUUUGGGCACUUUGUGGUCUGUUGUUUGGUUGAACUAUUCUUCUGAUCCGGCUGUUCGAUCUCAUGGCUCUAGGAUCAUCAAAAAAGGUAAAAUACCAUGGAAGAGGAUUUUGACAAGCUUGCCUGUUUGGGCUAUUGUGGUGAACAAUUUCUCAUUCCAUUAUGCUUUAUAUGUGCUGAUGAACUGGUUGCCUACUUAUUUUGCCCAGGGUCUCCAAAUUAGUUUAGAAGCAAUGGGGAGUUAUAAGAUGAUCCCUUAUUUUAAUAUGUUUGUGUUCUCGAACAUUGGUGGGGUUGUUGCAGAUUAUAUGAUUAUUAAGAAGGCAAUUUCUGUGACCAGAACUAGGAAGGUUUUGAACACUGUGGGGUUUUUGGUUGCUUCUAUGGCAUUAAUGGCUCUUCCAAUGUUUAGAAAUUCAGUUGGGGCUGUGUUUUGUUCUUCACUGGCUCUUGGUUCUUUGGCACUUGGGAGAGCUGGUUUUGCUGUAAAUCAUAUGGAUAUUGCUCCAAAAUAUGCUGGGAUUGUGAUGGGUUUUUCUAAUAUUGCUGGUACUUUAGCUGGGAUUAUUGGUGUUGAUCUUACCGGGAAGCUUCUUGAAGCUGCUAAAGUUGCUAAUUCAGAAAUUAGUAGUCCUGAAAGCUGGAGAUUGGUGUUUUUGAUUCCUGGUGUUCUUUGCAUUUUUAGCACAUUUGGGUUUUUACUCUUCUCCACUGGGGAGAAGAUUUUUGAUUGA
This is a messenger RNA of Ziziphus jujuba (common jujube), 1254 nucleotides long. Its product is annotated as probable anion transporter 5. The record is from RefSeq and is a predicted model, not a curated record. Gene Ontology annotation, molecular function: transmembrane transporter activity. Lineage: Eukaryota; Viridiplantae; Streptophyta; Magnoliopsida; Rosales; Rhamnaceae. The transcript has a single exon. The coding region runs from base 1 to 1254 and encodes 417 amino acids. Gene Ontology annotation, biological process: transmembrane transport.